Messenger RNA from Sitodiplosis mosellana (orange wheat blossom midge), 1152 nucleotides. RefSeq names its product alanine aminotransferase 1. Gene Ontology annotation, molecular function: pyridoxal phosphate binding; L-alanine:2-oxoglutarate transaminase activity. The record is from RefSeq and is a predicted model, not a curated record. Gene Ontology annotation, biological process: biosynthetic process. Lineage: Eukaryota; Metazoa; Arthropoda; Insecta; Diptera; Cecidomyiidae.
AUGAUUAGUAGUCGUUGUUUGAAUACGGUGUUGAGCGGCAGUGCUCGUAAAAGUAGUCGCCUAUCGGCAAAAAAUCAUCGUCAUUUCAGCAGCUUAUUAUCAACGGCUGUGCCAAAAACAUUUCAAUCGUCGGUGAACUUCGAACAAGGCAACAAACGUACAAUGGCAUCGUUAACGAAAACGCUUACAUUGGAUUCAAUCAAUCCAAAUGUCAUCAAAAUGGAAUAUGCUGUCCGUGGACCGUUGGUCAUUCGUGCCGGUGAAAUUGAAAAGGAAAUUAAACAGGGCGUCAAGAAGCCGUUCAACGAAGUAAUUCGUGCAAAUAUCGGUGAUUGUCAUGCUAUGGGACAGCCAUACAUUACAUUCCUACGAGAUGUAUUGGCGCUAGUUGUUGAUCCAACGAACUUCAACGAAUCGAAAUACCCGGAUGAUGCAAAGAAGCGUGCCCAAGCUAUUCUCGAUGGUUGCGGUGGUAAAUCGGUUGGUGCUUACUCCGAUUCAGCUGGAAUUGAGAUUAUUCGACACCAUGCAGCCGAAUACAUUCAAAACCGUGACGGUGGCAUUCCUGCACGAUGGGAAGAUAUAUACUUGUGUGCCGGUGCAUCGCAAUCAAUUAAAGCUGUGAUGAGUUUAUUGAAUAAAAAAAUCGAUGGCCAGAUUCCAGGUGUUAUGGUGCCCAUUCCACAGUAUCCAUUGUAUUCGGCCACAAUUGCCGAAUUUGGAAUGCAACAAGUUGGCUACUAUUUGAAUGAAGACACCAACUGGGGUCUGGACAUUCCCGAAUUGGAACGUUCUCUUACCGAAGCAAAGAAAGAAUGUAAUCCACGUGCUAUUGUUGUUAUUAAUCCUGGAAAUCCGACCGGUCAAGUAUUAACGCGUGAUAAUAUCCAAAAUAUUAUCAAAUUCGCACACGACCAUAAGUUGUUCAUCUUCGCCGAUGAAGUAUACCAAGACAAUGUGUACGAAAAAGAAUCGACCUUUCAUUCGUUCAAGAAAGUCUUGAUCGAAAUGGGUGAACCAUACAAAAAUAUGGAAUUGGCCAGCUUUAUGUCGUGCUCUAAGGGAUAUAUGGGUGAGUGCGGUAUUCGUGGUGGAUAUGUGGAACUCAUCAAUUUGGAACCCACAGUCAAAGCCAUGUACCAAAAAUCGAUU